Messenger RNA from Alternaria alternata, 844 nucleotides. RefSeq lists its product as hypothetical. The coding region runs from base 216 to 797 and encodes 193 amino acids. Gene Ontology annotation, molecular function: protein binding. NCBI's taxonomy places the organism in Eukaryota, Fungi, Ascomycota, Dothideomycetes, Pleosporales, Pleosporaceae. The record is from RefSeq and is a predicted model, not a curated record. The transcript is spliced from 2 exons.
CAUGACUUGCUUCGUUCUUGAAAAGUCAUUGCAUGCCCUUCUCACGGGCUCCUUCAUCGCCGUGGUAUUGUGCUUGCACCAUAAUCACAAGACACUAUGGCCGCCAACUAUGUAACAUCUGCACUCGAAGCUCUCGGCUUUGAUGUUCAGAGCUGCUGCAACGAACUUGCCUUCUGAGCCCUAAGAGCAGAUGACCACUCGGACGCCUACGACGCAUGGAACGCAGCCUUCCACCAUCGCAACACACCUCCCACUGUUCACGACGUAGAAUGGUGCAACGCUCUCGAACUUAUCGGCCUAAGCCUGCAUAUCGACAACCGCUCCGCAGAAGCUGGGUGUAUAAAUCUCUUGUUGGGGUUGCGAGAGCGUUAGUCGCUCAGGAAAAGCACAAGGAAGCGGAAGCGUACCUCCGACGUGCGCUUGAUGGCUACAGACGGCUGUUUCCAGAGGAAAGCAAAGAGUCGUUGCAAAUUACCAGUGAGCUUGCAUAUAUACUAGCGUGUGAAGGCACAUCUUGCUCCAUACGGGAAGCGGAGACAUUAGCGAGACAGACAUUGAAGAUGAGAGAGAGGGUUCUAGGAAGAACGCAGCAAGAGACGGUAGAAAGUGUGUGGACAUUGGGGUUUGUAAUGGAGAAGGCUGGGACAAGAGGGGACGCGAAGCAUCUGUACGAGAGGGCAUAUAAAGAAGGUUCAAGACUGCUGGGGGACAACCAUGUUGAUGUUCUUGAUUACAAAAGCGAUUUGGAGAGAUUGAGGAUAGAGGACGAUGAGGUUAUACAGUACUUGCUGUUGUAAGUUGUACAUUGAACUACAUACACGCAUUGAUGUUAUGCAUUCCUCUG